Molecule: messenger RNA, 624 nt
Organism: Paracoccidioides lutzii Pb01
Exons: 2
Coding region: 1-624 (207 amino acids)
Source: RefSeq, a predicted model, not a curated record
AUGGCCCCAGACACUUACACCACGACGGUUGAAGCCGGCGAGCAGCAUCCACAACCCGCACCACUUCAACCCCCCCAAAUGGGUCUGAGUGGCGCUCAAUAUCCAGGCUGUCCAUUGCCAUAUCCAUACACCGAUCCUAGAUCAGUAAAUCAGGAACAAAAUCCUAUCUUGAAUCCCUCAAACAACAAUAACGAUAACGAUACCCGUGAAAUGAUGCGGAACGUUCCGCAACCGCCAUGGGGUCAGGAUCACACUCUACUACAAUCAACCUCCAUCGGACAAAUAGAAUUCCAAUCUAUUAGCGCCGCGCAACACUUCUGGGAAACGCACCGCCCACAGCCGGUGUUAGCCCUAUACGUACCAAAUCCACAACGCCCAUCGCGUCCUUUCGGAUCAACACGCUAUGGCGAACAACCGAUGGCGAGCAUUUUCCCAUUUGUCAACCAGGUGAUUGGAACUGAGGUAGAAUGGGGCUCCAGGAAUAUUGAGCUAGAUUGCAGAUUUGAAUAUGGAGCGACUUCGCCCAUGGCAGCAACAGCAGGGUGUCCAGCAGCAGCAUCCAGCCGCUUGUCAGCCACCACCACGAGCUCGAGCAGUUGUGAUGAGAAACCCCAACCUCCAUAA